CUUUGUAAAUAAGAGUAAACGCUGUCUAAGGAGUCGCUCGAGUGCGCAGAGAACAUUGAGUAGAGGUGUUUUCAACACUUUUUGAGACUUGAACGGUGAGUUAGGCACUUUAUCCAGGUGGACAGAAACUCCUGAGCGAUGGUCGAGGUGUUUUCAGGCCGGACUCUGGUGAAUAAAGAAGGAGAUCUGGUGGAUCCAGAGCAAGCGCUCCGGAAUAAAGUGGUGGGGCUGUAUUUCUCGGCUGGAUGGUGUCCUCCGUGUCGAGACUUCACCCCGCUGCUGUGUGAUUUCUACACCGAGCUGGUGGAGGAAAGCGAGCCUCCUGCCCAGUUUGAGAUCGUCUUCAUAUCCUCGGAUAAAUGCACAGAAGACAUGGUGGAGUAUUAUCAUGACAUGCACGGGGACUGGCUGGCUCUGCCCUGGACGGAUCCAUACAAACACGAACUCAAGAAGAGAUACAACAUCACAGCCUUACCGAAGCUGGUCAUCGUGAAGGAGAACGGUCAGGUGAUCACCGACAAAGGCCGAAAGCAGAUCCGGGACCAGGGUCUGGCGUGUUUCCGGAGCUGGCUGGAGGUGGCCGAGAUCUUCCAGAACUUUAAAGGCUGAGAAUCACGUGGAGCUUCCAACGAAUUCACAAGAGCUGCUGAAACCAACACUGAAAAGAGCCAGAACAGUCUUAUGCAAUUGUGUGCGAGAGCUUUAAACGUGUCUUUUCAGGUCAACAACCCACAAAACUAGUCAAAAGUUACUUAAUGCAGUUUUAAUAUCGUUUUAUAAUGUGGUAGUCAGCAGAUGUGUCCAAACUUUUGACUGGGGGUGUCUUUUAAAGGAAUAGUUCACCAACAAAAAAAAGCUGAACAUUUACACAACCUCAGGCAAUCCAAGAUGUAGAUGAGUUAGUUUCUUCAUCAGAUUUGGAGAAAUGUAGCAUUGCAUCAGUGUCUCAGCAAUGGAUGCUCUGCAGUGAAUGGGUGCCGUCAGAAUGAGAGUCCAAACAGCUGAUAAAAACAUCACAAUAAUCCACAGCACUCCAGUUCAUCAGUUCACAUCUUGUGAAGGGAAAAGAUGUGUGUUUGUAAGAAACAAAUCUAUCAUUAAGAUGUUUUUAACUUCAAGUUUUUGCUUCUGGCUAAAAUUAAAAGUCCAUAAUCAAUAAUAACACUUCCUCCAAUGAUAAUGUCCAUCUUCUGUUGUCUUUCACAUGAAAAUCUAGCCACAUAUUUGUUUGGAGCUGUUUUGGCUUGUAAACAGUGCUUGAUCUGAGCAGAUUUCUCUCAGACCAUUUUUCACUGGAGGAAGCGUUAUUAUGGAUAGUGGACUCAUAUUUUAGCUAAUAUUUUAGGUUAAAAGUUCUAAAUGAUGGAUUUAUUUCAGCUUUUGUCUUCUCCGUGUGAACUGAUGAACUGGAGUGCUGUGGAUUAUUGUGAUGUGUUUAUCAGCUGUUUGGACUCUCAUUCUGACGGCACCCAUU
Messenger RNA from Carassius carassius (crucian carp), 1474 nucleotides. It is a transcript of the gene nxnl2, whose product is annotated as nucleoredoxin like 2. Gene Ontology annotation, biological process: photoreceptor cell maintenance; sensory perception. The record is from RefSeq and is a predicted model, not a curated record. The transcript has 2 exons. The coding region runs from base 139 to 609 and encodes 156 amino acids. NCBI's taxonomy places the organism in Eukaryota, Metazoa, Chordata, Actinopteri, Cypriniformes, Cyprinidae.